Molecule: messenger RNA, 1774 nt
Organism: Osmia bicornis bicornis
Lineage: Eukaryota; Metazoa; Arthropoda; Insecta; Hymenoptera; Megachilidae
Product: arginine/serine-rich coiled-coil protein 2
Exons: 5
Coding region: 122-1357 (411 amino acids)
Source: RefSeq, a predicted model, not a curated record
ACAAUAGUUGGUUAUACAUUCUCAACCAACUAAUGGCGUUUCUGCGCAAGGCAACCUAAGAUCGACGCGCCACGAUAGUCGUAACAAUUUCAGACAGUUUGUUCCUCGUUUUCACGCCAUUAUGGAUUCUUUAGCGAAUUACGCUAGUGACGGGGACAAUAGCAAUAAUUCGGAAGAUCCUAAGGUACCAUAUGAGAUGCACAGUGAUACCGAUAAAAGGGCCAGUGAUGCUAAUUAUGACCCAGUACAAAUGGACAUGAGUGAGGAAAGCAACAACAACAAUUCGUCCAGGGAAUCCAGUAGUGAAAGAGCGAAUAGUCCAACGACACAAUCAAAAUCAGACUCAUCCCAUGCAUUACCUUCCCCCUCAGACCAGAGGCGAUCUGAUCAUGAAAAUCAUACAGCAAACUCGAAAGACGAACACAAACGAGGUGAUAGAUCUGACCGUAAUCGUCACAUGAGCGACAAGGGAAGAAGAUCAUCGUACGAUGAUAGAAGGCAACGCGAGAGUGGUCACAGGGACAGAGAUAUAAAAAGAAGUCGAGACGAUGAGAGAAAAUCUCGCGACGAUGAUAAGAAAAAAGAGAAGAGUUCCUUGGGAUCAAGCAGGGAUGAGAAAAACGAGGAGAAAGAAAAGAAUGAUAAAGACCAUCAUUACCGUGAUGAUCGAAGGGAUCGUAAUCGCGACAGAGCCGACCGAGACAGGCGUAGAGACAGAGACCGGGAUCGAGACCGUAGACAUUCUAGGGAUGAUAGAUCAAAAGAUAGAUACCGCGACGAUAGAUCUAGCUAUCACAAAGAAAAAGACCGCACGCGUUCGAGAUCCAGAUCAAGAGAUCGGGCGCCUCCUCCGUUCAGAACGAUGAGUUACAGAGAAGAAAAAGGUAGAAAUAAAUUAGCCCAAUUGGAAAAAUUAGGAAUCGAAUUAAAAGCACCGGAAGGAGAUACCGCGACACCGAAUAUUCAGAAUGAACAGAAUUAUUAUAAUCCUUUGGCCACGGCAACGCAAGGAAAAUACGCAGAACAGAUACAAAAGAGAAAGCUUCUAUGGGCAAAUAAGUCGAAGCAAGACGAGGGUAAAACAUCCACAACAGCUUCGACUGCGAACACAUGGGUGGGAACGACGUUCACUCAUGACCAGGAUGGAAAAGUAACAGCGAAAUUUAAGAGAUUAAUGGGUAUUAAAGACGAUUUGCCAACAACUCCGACGGCAGGUGCGAAACCAGACAUAUUAAAGAAACAAGAGGAAAUGUUUAAUAACAUGGAACAACAGUAUGAAGUAGCACGUGCUACUACCCACACGCAGCGUGGAGUUGGACUCGGUUAUGCCACUGGUGGCUAUCAAUUUCCACGAUAAAAUACAAUAAAGAUGGAUUUAUGAUUAAAUAAUCGCCAGCACAGGCAUAACACGAUUUUUGUCCAUUGUUUUUGCAAUCUUGUCAGGUCGAUUGGGAAACAGAGUUUUUAUUUCAAAGUCGUUAUCAAUAGUAACUAGAGGGUACUUGCUAAGCUUACGAAUCGAGGAGAUCCGAAAAAUUUUGUUAAAGUUAUGUAAUUAUAUUGUAAACAGUAAAAAUAAAUUUAUAAGGACUCUGGAAGGGGCUCUCUGCUUUCGACUUGACGAUGAUUAUCUCUGAUCCAGUUUCUGUUUGUGGGAGAUGUGAAGAUGAAAAAUCUUUUUAUGCUAAGAACGUGCUUUACAAAGUAUAAUUUACAUAAUAAUUUCUUUGUAUCUAUACGUUGUAUGUAAAAAUACAUAGAAGAUACACCGACA